Messenger RNA from Bombus huntii, 1747 nucleotides. It is a transcript of the gene BckdhA, whose product is annotated as 2-oxoisovalerate dehydrogenase subunit alpha, mitochondrial. Gene Ontology annotation, molecular function: oxidoreductase activity, acting on the aldehyde or oxo group of donors, disulfide as acceptor. The record is from RefSeq and is a predicted model, not a curated record. Lineage: Eukaryota; Metazoa; Arthropoda; Insecta; Hymenoptera; Apidae. Gene Ontology annotation, biological process: branched-chain amino acid catabolic process.
UUAAAAUGAAAACAAGAUAAUCAGUAUUGCCAGUAAUCAUCGUGACAAAGACUUGAAUAUUGCUAAAUAUAAUUGUUCGUAUAGCAAUGAUUAAAAAGGUCUUUUUCAAAUACGGGAAACGAAUAUAUUUUAAAAAUGCAUUACAGCAGGUACAAUGGGUACAACAGUACUGUACCAAUAAAACUACUAAUGCUAAAAUUGGUUCCGUCACUGAUACAAAAGACCCUUCUUUUUUAGGGAUACAAACUAUUUUUACUAAUGAAUUAAAGUUUAUUGACAAGCAAUGUUACAAUCCUUUACCAACAUUUAGAAUUUUAAAUUUAUCACAUAAACAUGUACAAUUACCAGAGGAUCUCAAGUUAGAUCAGGAUACCAUGAUUAGAAUGUAUGAUAAAAUGAUUACUCUGAAUAUAAUGGACAAAAUCCUAUACGAAUCUCAACGACAAGGACGUAUAUCAUUUUACAUGACCAAUAUAGGAGAAGAGGCUACUCAAAUUGGUUCUGCUGCUGCUGUUACAUUGGAGGACAUUAUAUAUGCUCAAUAUCGAGAAGCAGGUGUCUUGUUAUGGCGUGGACAUUCUAUCAUAGACUUUAUGAAUCAAUGUUAUGGUAACCACAAAGAUGUUUCAAAGGGAAAGCAAAUGCCUGUUCACUAUGGAUCAAAGAAAUUGAACUUUGUUACUAUUUCAUCUCCUUUAACAACACAAUUACCUCAAGCUGUAGGUACAGCAUACGCACUUAAACUAUCUAAAAAGAAUGCAUGUGUAGUUUGUUACUUUGGUGAAGGUGCUGCUAGCGAAGGGGAUGCUCAUGCAGCCUUCAAUUUUGCUGCAACUUUGGAGUGUCCAAUCAUUUUUAUAUGUCGUAAUAAUGGUUAUGCAAUCUCAACUCCUACUCGAGAACAGUUUAAAGGUGAUGGGAUUGCGGCAAGAGGACCAGCAUAUGGGAUAUCAACAAUCCGUGUAGAUGGUAAUGAUGUUCUUGCUAUGUAUUAUGCAACAAAAGCUGCUCGCGAAUUAUGCAUUAAAAAAGGGAAACCUUUUUUAAUUGAAGCUAUGACUUAUCGAAUCGGUCACCACAGUACUUCCGAUGACAGUACUGCAUAUCGAUCAAAUGAUGAAAUAGAGCAUUGGAAUCAUUAUACACCAAUAACCAGGUAUCAUAAUUAUCUGGAAUCGAUCGGUUUGUGGUGUGAACAACAAGAUAAGGAAUUAAAGAAACGCAUAAAAAAUUCUGUUUUACUUGCUUUUGCGGAAGCAGAAAAGGAACUUAAACCAUGCUGGAAAGAAUUAUUCACGGACGUAUAUCACACAAUGCCAAAGCAUAUUAGUAAACAAAUGCAUUCUAUGGAGGAACAUGUUAUGGAAUUUCACAAACAUUAUCCAUUGCACCUUUUUGAACGUAAUAACAACAAUAAUCAAUUUAAUAAUCAAAUUCAACAAAAUAAUAACAGCAGAUUAAAUCAAUUGUAUUUACUAAUUUAUAUUGAUAUUGCAUAUUUUUUAUAUCAUUUAAUAAUAAAACAUUUACAUACUCUCUAAAACUUCAUGUUAGCAGCUAUUUCUUUAUACUUUUCCAUUCUGUACUCUUUUCUAGCUGCAUCCAGUAAUAAAUUGUGAAGUAAAUUAUGUUGAUAUGGGUUGACUUGUUCUAUAGCGGGAUAUACAUUCCCUAUAAUUACAAUUAAUAUUAAUUUCAGCUGUGACUUUCUUUAAAUUUGUAAAUAAAUAAAAUUUGUUAUAAAACA